Molecule: messenger RNA, 4909 nt
Organism: Spirodela intermedia
Lineage: Eukaryota; Viridiplantae; Streptophyta; Magnoliopsida; Alismatales; Araceae
Source: the annotation of a GenBank genome assembly
AUGAGGCCGAUAUUGAUGAAGGGGCACGAGAGGCCCCUUACCUUCCUCAAGUACAACAGGGAGGGGGACUUGCUUUUCUCCUGCGCCAAGGACAGCACGCCUACCGUCUGGUUUGCCGACAACGGCGAGCGUCUUGGCACCUACAAGGGCCACAACGGCGCGGUCUGGUGCUGCGACAUCUCUCGUGAGCUCUCUUCUUUCCUUACUUCUGCCGAUCCUCCUAUCGUUCUCGUUAUCGGCAAGAAAUGUGUCUAAUUUGCUGUCGUAAUUCCUUUUGAAGAGUUUGCUCGUCGGGAUGUAUCCGUGAUUAAAAUAGAAGAAUAUUCAUAUAAUUUAUAAAACGUCCUGAUUUAGCUCCAAAAUUGUUUCCUGGUAACAUGCUUCUAACGCAACUAGGAAUUCGUCUCUCGAAUAUAAUCUUUCUCGAUAAACUAUCCUUAGGUUUUUGAUUUAUUUUCUUUGUUACUUACCUCUUGCCGUGCUUGUCUUCGUUGGCUCUCAGGUGAUUCUACACUUCUUAUCACUGGAUGUGCCGACCAGACGGCGAAACUUUGGGAUGUUCAAACUGGAACUCAGUUGUACUCGUUUAACUUCGAUUCUCCGGUCAGAGCUGUUGAUUUUUCCGUGGGUGAUAAGUUUGCCGUAAUAACAACAGAUCCUUUCAUGGAGCAUUCAUCUUCAAUUCAAGUAAAGACGAUCGCCGAAGACGUUAGUGAACGUAUGGAUCCCAUGCAAUCAUCCAAUCCUUAUGCAUAAUUUCCUUGGUUUCGAGUCUUCCUAUUUUCCUGUUAGCUAUUUGAUAUCUCGGGGAUUUUAUUUGAUGUCUAAACACUCAUAGCAUUGGAAUGAUUUGCUUCACGAAAAAUUCUAUUUGACGUGUUGAAUGUCUCCUAUGGGCCUAAGUUUUAAACUACCUCCAAGGCCAGAAAGGAAUUUCAACGUUCAAUACAUUCGUUUAUUUCGUUGUAAAUCGAAAGGAUCACAAUAAAAAAAAGGAACACUUUGUUAUUUAGGUAGGCGCUUGCAACAUGCUGGUGAACUUAAUGGAUUAUCACCAGAUGGAAUUUAUCUCUGAGGAAAUUUAUCCAAAAAAGGUGGUUCAUCAAUUAGCCGGAUGAAAAUGGAGUUAUGCAGUUUCUAAUGACUGGUCGUGUAGUAUUGGGUGUAUAUGUGAACGUUUCUCUUUUUAAUUGUUUUUCAUUUGAAUCGGAGAAUACAUUUGAUUCAUUCUCAAGCAUUUCUUCAGGUGUUGGGAGUUGACAGUACAGUACAUGCAAUGCCAUCGCAUGUUAUUCUAAUGCAGAUUUCAAUAAGAGGGAUAACCUAAUUGUGUAUUUCGGUGUAAUUUUUUUUUCCUUGUCGUAUUGGUGAUAAGCAUGUUAUUAGGUACGACGUGGACGAAACUUGCAGUUAUUCCGGAAGGCAGUUUCCUUGCUUACCUUAGGAUGUUCUUAAUUAUGAAAAGCUACAUACAAGACAAACGAUACUGGUAAACAUGUUAUCACAGAGAUAUUAUCUAGAGUGUGCUAACGUCUACGUAUUGAAAGACAUUAUGCUUUGCCUCGUACACAAGCUCUGGAACCUAGUAACAUCAACCCCUAAUUUCAGCCUUGUCGAUUUGAAGCUCAACAGAGAAGGAUAAAAGAGUUUUAAUUUUCUGGUCUAUAGUUGUCAUGGCAUUCGCUUGAAGACAUCAACUGCAUGUGGAAAUUUAUUUUUUCUGACUUCAACAUAUGAAUAUGGCAAAUCUGUCUCAUAAUCUAUGAGUUGAAUAAUGGAAUUAAGUGUAGACAAAUCUUAUGUCAUUGUGAUAAACUUCAGCAUGGGAAGAAUGACACGUUUUCUAUGGAAUAACUGAUAUCAAUCAGCUUGUAGAUCUAUAGAAGUAAAUUCAAAACUUCAUCGCUUUUGGUUUUUUACUUCAUGAGCAGUGCGAACUUACUCCAAAACUUGUGUUAUUUUUUUUCUUGCUAUUGUAUCUGAUCAGAUGCCUCCAGUUUCUUCUUUCUUCCACUUACGCUAUUGUCUAUAGUGAUACAUUCAAAGGCUUUUUCGUUGGUUUACCUGCGGACUCUGUGCAACCUGUCAUUAAUUUGAGCGAAAGUUUAUUGCUCAACUUCUUUUUCUUGCUUAUUCAGAAACGUCAGAAUCAGUGCUUACGAUAAGAGGACCUCAAGGAAGAAUCAAUAGGGCUGUCUGGGGACCCUUAAAUCAGACAAUAAUUAGCGCGGGUGAAGAUGCUGUAAUUCGGAUAUGGGAUUCUGAGGUAGGUUGAAGCAUUACGACGUCCAUAAAAUGAUAUUCAUUUGAAUUGUUUGUUGACAUAUUAAUAUAAGAGAGUUUAUAUUACGUAUUUUAUAUCGGGGUAACAUUGUUUUCCUUUCCAUUUUGUGGGAUGAGUUUGCUUUUUUCAAUAUAAAAAAGGUCUGUUUGGUAAAAAUGAAAUGUUUAAUAUCUAUAGUUAGGAAAGAACCACGAAAUGUUUAUGAAUCAACAAUGUCUAGGGAAUGGUCUUUUUCAAUGACAUCAAUAGCACUGGAACCUUACCGUAUCUGUGCCACCGUUUAGUUUUGUGUUGUUCUUUGGAGUUAACUUGUAUUCUGAUGUGCAAGCCAAUUGACCACAUGACACUGAAAGAUGCAAAGAAGAUUACUCAUGGAGAGUAAAUUUAAUAACAGAUGUGCACAUUGUGUUAUUGGCAUAGUCGUCGUUAAGCUAGGUUCUCAUUCCUUUUGUGCUUUCUCCCACUCAGAAAUUUGAUCUCCUCCAUGGAAAACAAAAAAGACGAAUAGACAAUUAUUUUGCUUCUCUAUUCUCGUGAACAAUGCUGAUUUUUGAAGAAGGAUGCUCUAUUUUGUUCAGGGAAGUAAUAAGUGGGGGCUAUUAACUGCGUCUUCUAAGGCCUUUAACGUGUUGUACUACUAUCACCUUGACUGUAAUCUCAAAUGUGUACCUUUUAUAGAUGUUCUGUGGACUUGUCUGAAUAGGUUUUAUUUAGCCUAAUAAUAAACAGCUGAGUAUGCUUUUUAGGUUACUUUUUACCUCAGCUCAAUGUGAAUACAAUGACAUCUCGUCUAAGAUUUGUCUUCUAAAACGUGCAGACAGGGAAGGUACUUAAGGAAUCUGACAAAGAAAUUGGACAUGCGAAGCCAAUUACUUCUUUGUCAAAAUCGGCUGAUGGAUCUCAUUUUAUUACAGGCUCCUCCGAUAAAAGUGCAAGGGUAUUUAUUGCAUAUACUGAACCUUGUUUCUUUUGUCACUUUCAUAAUCCAGAAUCUUCUUAUCAUUCAGCUGCGAUUUCUGAGUUUCUGACUCUGGUGAUAUUUUUCAGUUAUGGGACAUCAGGACACUAACUCUACUCAAAACAUAUGUGACAGAACGACCUGUCAAUGCUUGUGCCAUUUCCCCUCUUCUUGAUCAUGUAUGUGAUAGUUUUCUACUCUUGCAUCGUUCUCGAUCUCUGUCUCAGCUUCUACCUGUUUUUUAGUUUUCAACUAAACUGCUUGUUCGCUAUCUCGAGACUUGGAAACAUUGUUAUCAUACGGAGGAACUCUGCAAAUUUUACAUCGCCAUAAUGUGGUAACUGAACAAACGAAAUUUUGAGAAAAAGAAUCCAAGCACAAUCAUACGAGCCCAUUAUAUAUAUAUAUAUAUAUAAUAAUCUUAAAAGGCCUCCUUUGCUUUGUGAACCUCUUCUUUCAUAAAACCAGAUUCUCCUCCUCUCUGCUGUUAGGUUUUUCUAAAGCUGUGGAAUAUCCUUGCUUGGCUCCGCCUGACAUUACACGUUGCUGUUCGUAGAUUCUUGCAUCGUAAAAUAGUAUGAUAGAGCUUAAGCAAUAACAUAUUAAAAGCUUGCUCUUAAAAUAAAUGUCUAUAGUCGAUCAUUGUACCUUUCAUUACCUUAUUUUCCAUCUGAUCACUGGCGUCACAGUGCAUGCUUCUUGCUCGUAUUUCGCGUCAUCCAAUAACUACUAUCCUGUCUCCCCCCCAGACAUUGUUAAGGCUCCAAUAUCAUGUCUUUUCUCUAGGUGGUGAUCGGAGGUGGUCAGGAGGCUACCCAUGUCACAAUGACUAGCCAUCGUGCUGGGAAAUUCGAGGCCAAAUUCUUUCACAAGGUGGGUCAACGGUCAACAUGACAAGCGUUUUUAUUGCAUAAAUAUCCUGUUUCCUUUUUUUUAAUAAAAAAAAAUCGCCUUCAUUUUUUUACUCUCGGAUAUAAUUGAAACUCGGUCCUACUUCUUUGUUUUAUUUUGUUUAUGCUCUUCGUCCAGAUUCUUCAGGAGGAAAUUGGUGGCGUGAAAGGGCACUUUGGACCCAUAAAUGCGCUGGCUUUCAAUCCUGACGGCAGAAGGUUAUUUCUGAAAAAAUCUCUCUUCUCUUGCUAUUCUGCCACCAUGCAGGACCUGAUACGUCACCAUUCUUUCUACGUGGGCAUCUUCUUUCUCAAUAUCUUAUGCUAUAUAUAAGUAACAUAAGUGCAUUUUAUGGGUAGUAAAUCCCCCCCCCCCCAGUCGUAUCAAUCCAAGGCCCCUCUUGUGCACAGGCUUAUUAGAUAUCUUUCUUAUUAAGCGAAUAUUAUCAACAUCAUCAGCAUCAUCAUCAUCAUCAUCAUCAUUAUUAUUAUCAUAGGAGCUUGCUGCGGUCGAAUUAUUGUAUAUCUAUGAACGGAGAACGUAGAGCCUUCCAUCGUGUUAGAAAGGCUGUUGAAGUUUGUGUGAAUAUCCAAAUCUACUGCGUUCCAUUCUAAACCCAGUUUAUUUGCCCUAAUAAGUUGUGGAAAUCUUCGGUUAAUGAGUUAUUCUCUCUCUCUCUCUCUCUCUCUCAUCGGUGCAGCUUCUCCAGCGGAGGUGAAGACGGGUACGUCAGAUUGCACCACUUCGACCCGGACUACUUCAGCAUCAAGAUGUGA